Sinocyclocheilus rhinocerous is the source of this 1612-nucleotide messenger RNA. Its product is annotated as high affinity cGMP-specific 3',5'-cyclic phosphodiesterase 9A-like. The record is from RefSeq and is a predicted model, not a curated record. Gene Ontology annotation, molecular function: 3',5'-cyclic-nucleotide phosphodiesterase activity. The transcript is spliced from 14 exons. Lineage: Eukaryota; Metazoa; Chordata; Actinopteri; Cypriniformes; Cyprinidae. The coding region runs from base 1 to 1602 and encodes 533 amino acids. Gene Ontology annotation, biological process: signal transduction.
AUGGCAACUAAAAUCAUUUAUUUUACUGUGAAUGGAAGACCAGAACAAGCUGAAUUUUCCAUUGACUGUCCUGCACAAGAUGUUAAAGAUCUUUUCCGAGCAGCAGCUGAGGCUGGACCUCAUGACAUCUUAAAACUCUAUAAUACUAAAGGCAAUAUCAUUAAUAUUUCCCCACAACUGGCCCCAAAUAGUCCACACUCCUGUUAUAAACUGGAAGUGGUCGCUGCAGACUGUAACAGUGAGCUGUUAGGUUCAGAUCUGGCUGUUGCUCUGGGAUUUGACCUCUCUUCUAUGGAGAAAAGGUUACAGAGCCUGGAGAAAAGAAUCCUAACUGAAGCAGCAGAGACACCUGCCAUUGUGUAUGAGAUGAAGAGACAGGUGGAGUCAUUCAGAGAGAAACUGGAGAGUGUUGAGCACCUGAGCUGGUUGGGACUGUUUAAAGACAUAUCAGAAGGCACCCACAAGCCCUCCCCUUUCUACCAUAAAAGAACCCUGCGCAAGACCCGAGAAGAGUGUGAGCACGUCAGGCAAAAGUUCCUCCAAAUGAGUUCUCUGGAGGUUUCUGAAGAGGUGAGACAGUAUCUUAAAACACCAACCUUUGAUAACUGGCAAUGGGAGGACGCUGAGAUCAUGGUGCUGCUCCAGGUGAUGUACACAGACCUGGACUUCAUCUCCACCUUUAACAUUGAGCUGGAUGUGCUGCAGCAGUUCCUUUAUGAAGUGUACCGACACUACAAUAACAUCCCCUUCCACAACUUCAAGCACUGCUUCUGCGUCACUCAGAUGAUGUAUGGACUAAUAUGGCUAACAGAUCUCAGAAGCAAGAUUGACAGUACUGACCUCUUCAUCAUGCUAACCUCAGCCAUCUGUCACGAUCUAGAUCACACCGGCUACAACAAUGCAUACCAGAUUAAUGCACGCACUGAGCUCGCCUUGAGGUACAAUGACAUCUCCCCACUGGAAAAUCACCACUGCGCUGUAGCUUUUGAAAUCCUGGAAAAGAGUGAAAGCAACAUUUUCCGAAACUUGCCGACAGAGCAAUACAAAAGAAUAAGAGAGGGCAUAAUUAAGUUUAUUCUUGCUACUGAUAUGACCAGACAUACUGAGAUCCUCAACAAGUUCAAAGCCAUUCUCCCUGUGUUCGACUUCAGCAACAAAGAUCACAGAGAUGUAUUGAUGAUGAUCAUGAUUAAAGUAAGUGACAUCUCCAAUGAGGCGAGACCCAUGGAUGUGGCAGAACCGUGGCUGGACUGUCUGCUGCAGGAGUUCUUUAAUCAGAGUGACAUGGAGAAGUUGGAGGGUCUUCCUGUCACUCCAUUCAUGGAUCGAGACAAAGUGACCAAACCGUCUUCUCAGACUGGAUUUAUCCGCUUUGUUCUCUUUCCUCUCUUCAUUGAACUGGCCAAUCUUUUCCCCUGUCUGGAGCAACACAUCAUUGACCCAGUGCGGAAAGCCCUGGAUUAUUACACAGAGAUGGAGAAAGCUCUGGAGAGGGAGAAACAGAACCGGGCCCAGAGUGACAAGGUGGUCAAGCCCAGCACCUCAAAAGAGCCAGAAGCUCAUCCAGAACCUGGUGGGACGACAAAACCAGUCAACCUGUAAUCUAACCUCA